Panicum hallii is the source of this 1806-nucleotide messenger RNA. RefSeq lists its product as uncharacterized. Lineage: Eukaryota; Viridiplantae; Streptophyta; Magnoliopsida; Poales; Poaceae. The record is from RefSeq and is a predicted model, not a curated record. Bases 1 to 1806 code for a protein of 601 amino acids. The transcript is spliced from 6 exons.
AUGCGUCACCCUGCUGACUCAUUGGCAUGGAAGCACGUGGAUAAAGAAUAUGGAUGGUUUGCACAAGAUGGUCGUAAUAUUAGGCUUGGUCUUGCUUCUGAUGGCUUCAAUCCCUUUGGGAUGCAAAAUGUUACAUACACCAUAUGGCCUGUUAUCCUUAUACCUUACAAUUUGCCUCCGUGGUUGUGUCAGAAACAAUCUAACUGGUUGCUAUCAAUGUUGAUACCUGGUCCAAAAUCUCCUGGAAUUGAUAUUGAUGUAUAUUUGAGGCCCCUUAUAUUAGAGCUGAAGGAGCUUUGGGAAAAGGGUGUUCCAACAUGGGAUGCACAGACUAAACAAAAUUUUAAAUUACAUGCUGUUCUACUCUGGACAAUUAAUGACUUCCCAGCUUAUGCUAUGCUUUCUGGUUGGAGCACGAAAGGAAAGUUUGCAUGUCCAUACUGCCACAAAGAUACUGAUUAUUUGUGGUUGAAACAUGGGAUGAAGCACUGCUACAUGGGACAUCGUCGUUUCUUGCCCUCGGACCAUCCAUGGCGCAAGAACAAGGUCAGCUUCAACAACAAGGUUGAAACCAGGGAGGCUCCAGUACCACUGACAGGUGCACAGAUACUUGAAGAGUUUGAAAGCUUUGAACAAAAACUGUUACCCUUAGUGGUUCGUAGGAUUUUGCCAGAACAAGUUGUCAUCGCAUUGGUUCAGCUUAGUAAUUUCUUCAAUGCACUAUGUUCCAAGGAGCUGGUGCAAGCAGACUUGGACAAACUUAGCAGUUCAAUUAGGGAGACUGUUUGCCGACUUGAGAUGAUAUUCCCUCCUUCAGUUUUUGAUAUCAUGAUGCAUUUGCCUGUUCACCUAGCUGAAGAGGCUAAAAUUAGUGGGCCUGUAUGUUAUAGAUGGAUGUAUCCAGUGGAGCGGUACCUACGUACUGCAAAAGGAUAUGUGAGGAAUAAGGCCUACCCUGAAGGUUCAAUAGCUGAGGGAUACAUACUCGAGGAGUGCCUUACAUUUUGCUCAAGAUUCUUGGAUGUGGACACAAAACUGAAUCGUGUUAAUCGACAUGAAAGCAUUGCUGUGAAUGAGCCACCAUCUGGUCUGAGCAUAUUUUCAGACAUGGAUUACAGCAGGAGAGGACAGACUAUCCAGAUCAUUGAAGGAGACGAGAUGCGGAAGAUGAGGCACUACAUAAUUUCAAACUGUGAUGAAGCUAGUCAAUGGGUCGAUGCGCAUAUGGAAGAACUGAAGAAAUAUGGUUCAAGAAAUCUUCAAAGGCGACACGAGGAACAAUUUGUAAGAUGGUUCGAGGGCAAGAUCAGGGAUCUACAUGCAAAAGGGGAAAAUAGUGGUGUGCUUGUCAAGGGAAACGGUGGUACUGUCAACAUGUACUGGUAUGGGUGUGAUUGGUAUGAUGUGCCUGCUGCCACUAACAACAGAGGCAGAGGAUACAGUAAGGAUCAAUUUGGAGUAAUUGAUAUCGACACUACUCGAUACAGUGUUAUUGCGUUGAAACCAAGGGACUUGUUCGCCAUGCCUGAAUUAGAACUUGAAGACUCAAUUGAUGUGGGUAUCGAACUCAAUAAUUUACUCAAUGAACAACAGGAUUUGACAAAUUGGUCAAGAUCGGACAAGGAAGGCACAACUGGGGAUGUCUCUGUUAUUGCUCAGGUGCGGACCGAAGCAGUUGACGAACCAGACAAUGCGGUCUUUGAUGGCGAUGACGAAGAUGAUGAAGAUGACACAUACAUUGAUGAUGGAGUUGUUGCACCACUUGCUUUUGGGGUAGAAGGCGAAGAUGAUGAUUUUUUUAUUUAA